AUGCAGUCGAGGGAGACGCCGAAGGUCGAGAGCACCCAGGAACCUGAGGUGGGACCGGCGACACGCAUGGAACUACAGCGGUGCCUGCGAAGCGAGGCCGCCACGCCUGCACCGGCGCCGGCUGAGGAGCUUGUGGAUGCCGGGGCCACCACUACGGCGGCAGGUGCCACUGCAUCAGCACCUUCCCUGGCCUUUGCGGCCCAUCUCGCCAGCAGCUUCGUCCGAAUAUCCGAGGACGGUCAAACGGCGGAGCACAUGGAUCCAAAUGGUCCGGCGCUACAGGGCGUUCUGUUUGGAUCGGGUCCCAUUCCGACUUUUGCGGCGGGCGCGUACUUCGAAGUGAUGGUUCAAAAGGCAAACCUGAACGAAGAGGAUGGCUUGACGCUGGGCGUGACGCCCGCGCUCCCCACAGCGAUCACAGAGCCCUUCACAACGGCGGACGACGUUCCCAACUCCUACUGCUUCGGCUUCGACGGGAUCGCAAUUCUACCGGACACCGAUGACCCCAUCCAGACUGGCUGGAACCCCAAGGACGUGCGCGUGGGAGACCGCGUGGGCUUGCUGGUCACCUCCGGAGGUGAAGGACAGGUCUUCUGCAACGGCGCGCUGAAGGUGUCGGGCGUUAUGGGCCUUCCAGUGGGGGUGCCGCUGUAUCCCAUCGUGGAUUUGCUCGGCAGCGCCGUGUCCGUCUCCUUGCUGCCCACCGCACAACCACCCCUACCAGAUGCAGGUCAUCCUGCACCACCCACGGCUACACAGAGCCUCCCAGCCUCCAGCCCUCCCACGGGCACAAGCAAGGCCGGGCCCCCUCACCCGAUGCCGGGACCCAUAGCCACACCUGCAGCCACACCUACACACGCACCUACACCCGCACCUACACCCGCACCCACACCCGCACCUGCACCUACACCUGCACCUGCACCUGCAUCCACCCCCACACCUACACCGGCCCCCGCACCAGCAGUGCCCCCUGCCGCACCCACCGCUGCCAUGCCCAAGACCGCGCCUGCCGCCGCCGUGCUCCCUGCCACCAGCCUCCCUGCCGUCACGCCUGCCUUGGCAGCAGCCGCCCUGCCAAAGGCCGCGGCGGUUGCCGAAGCCAAGGCGAAGUCGGAAACACCGCAGAGUAAGGAGGUAAAUCUGGCAGCUGCCCAGCAAGGGCCCCGCUUCAGUUCGUUCCUGAAGGGGCAGAUGGUCUGCCUGUCUGAGGAGAACACGGUCGCCUCUAAGCACUCCGUGGAUGCGGAGGCCCUACAUGGCGUGGUCUUCCUCGAGGGAAGGAUGCCGGCCGUGCCUGGAGGAUUCUACUUCGAGGUGCGCGUGGAGCAGACGCUGGCGACGGAGCUGGAUGGAUUAGUCUUGGGCGUGUGCGGCCGGCGUCCGGCGAAGGAGGACAUGGCGGCCUUCGAGACCGCCGACGACGUACCCAACUCUUUGACACUGGGAUACAACGGAGAAAUGCGGCUACAUGACGAGGACGAGAACGUGCCGAUUGGAUGGAAUCCCAAGGACUUGCAAGUCGGCGACGUGGUGGGCCUCUUUGUGGGCGAGGACGGAGAAGGCGUGCUGUAUCAGAACGGCGUGGAGAAGCUCUCCAACAUUUCUGGCCUUCCCCCAAGCAAGACCCUGUACGCCUUCGUCGACCUCUUGGGCAACACCGCUGCCGUGCGGCUAAUGCCGGGGAAUCCCCCAGCGCGACCUGCGAGGCCGCCGAAGCCCCCGCUGAUUGCCUACGACCUGGGCCAGGAGAUGCUCCUUGCGCAGUGCAAGCUGCCCGGGUCGGCAGAGGGCGCCGUCGUCUUCGGCAACGGGGCAGCGCCAGUCUUUGGGGCGGGGCACUUCUUUCAGGUCCGACUGGAGGCCCUGCGGCCCGGGGCUGCCGGCCCUGCCCUGGGUCUGAGCCUCGGCGGCGGCGAGGCGGUGCCCGCCGCUGGGAGGGAGGUGCCACAGUCCUGCAGCAUCGGCUACGAUGGCAAAGCUUACGCUGCAGGCCGGACAGAGCCAAUUCCCUUGGAGUGGUCGCCAAGCGCCCUCCAGAGUGGCGACACGAUGGGGUUGCUGGCGGCUCCCAAUGGCCUCCUCUCGCUGUGCGUCAACGGCCGCUACGUGGUCCGUGAUGUCGCAGGCAACCUUCCCAGCAGUCAAGCGCUGCUUCCCUUCGUGGACUUCGGGCAGCGCGGCACGGCGAUUUCUCUGGACUUGCACGCGGAGCCACCCGACCGGAGGUUCAGCGGCUUCAGCAGCGCUCUCCUGACCCCCAUCGUGAGCCUCAAGGGCCUGGUGGCGCGGCCCCUGAGGCUGACAGGCUCUUGGAAGGCCGGCUGUGGGCUGGACCCCGACCCAGCGUUUUUGCUGGCCUAG
Symbiodinium natans is the source of this 2361-nucleotide messenger RNA. NCBI's taxonomy places the organism in Eukaryota, Dinophyceae, Suessiales, Symbiodiniaceae. The record is from the annotation of a GenBank genome assembly.